CCCGCUCCCGCUCCUCCCGGGCCGCGCCGCCGCCGCCCCUCGCAGGGAUCCCCCCGGUGCGUGUAGCGAGCAUCCUCCCGGCGCCCUCCGUACCGCCGGCACCGCCCCGCCCUGCGAGCCCGCCCCUCCUCAGUGUUCUUGGAUCAGAUUGUGACUCUUCAGGCCCUGAUUUUAAUGACCCCUUUCCUUUGCUAAUAUGCAAGAGGCCGGUGCCAUGGCCACGGACGUGGUGGAGCCCCUGCUCCCUGACUGCAGAGGGGACGGCAGGAGCGGCGCCCGGCCCGACGCCGAUUACCCGCUGCGGGUGCUCUACUGCGGAGUCUGUUCGUUGCCAACAGAGUACUGUGAAUACAUGCCUGAUGUGACUAAAUGCAGACAAUGGUUAGAAAAGAAUUUUCCAGAUGAGUUUGCAAAACUUACAGUAGAAAAUUCACCUAAACAGGAAGCUGGGGUUGGAGAAGGCCAAGGAAAUGUGGGAGGAGGAGAAGAAGAGGAGAAGAAGAAGCAAAAGAGAGGUGGAAGAGGUCAGAUAAAACAGAAGAAGAAGACUGUACCACAGAAAGUUACGAUAGCUAAAAUUCCCAGAGCAAAGAAAAAAUAUGUCACAAGAGUGUGUGGCCUUGCCACAUUUGAAAUUGAUCUUAAGGAAGCACAAAGGUUUUUUGCUCAGAAAUUUUCCUGCGGUGCCUCAGUAACAGGAGAGGAUGAAAUCAUCAUUCAGGGGGACUUCACAGAUGACAUUAUUGAUGUAAUCCAGGAGAAGUGGCCUGAGGUGGAUGAUGACAGCAUUGAAGAUCUUGGAGAAGUCAAGAAGUGAUGGUGGAGGGCUACCUUUAUUUAAUUAUAUGGUUAUAAAUGAUAUAGCAAAAGUGAGGCUUCUAAAUCCAUUUGCUCUGCAGUGAAACUGUGGAGAACCCAUAUCCUUGGCAUUCUCACUGUUCUGUAUAGGCUGCUUGGUUUUCUUUUUUGUUUUUGGGGUUUUUUUGUGAUAUUUGCCAAAGUUAAAUUGGGGUUCUACCAUGCUUAAGCAUGAAGUAGAUUUAAAUAAAAUUACUGUUCCUCACUGAA
Passer montanus (Eurasian tree sparrow) is the source of this 1068-nucleotide messenger RNA. RefSeq names its product density regulated re-initiation and release factor (gene DENR). The record is from RefSeq and is a predicted model, not a curated record. The coding region runs from base 197 to 817 and encodes 206 amino acids. The transcript is spliced from 9 exons. Gene Ontology annotation, biological process: formation of translation preinitiation complex; translation reinitiation. Gene Ontology annotation, molecular function: mRNA binding; translation initiation factor activity. Lineage: Eukaryota; Metazoa; Chordata; Aves; Passeriformes; Passeridae.